Periconia digitata is the source of this 5505-nucleotide messenger RNA. Lineage: Eukaryota; Fungi; Ascomycota; Dothideomycetes; Pleosporales; Periconiaceae. The record is from the annotation of a GenBank genome assembly.
UAUUCGCUUCUCACGGGUCCGCUCUCACGUCCACCCGCCUAUCCACCACCAGGUCUCGUUUUCUCCAUUGCCACUUGUUUUCAUCACGGCCAUUUAAAAGAGGGAUCCACGACUAAACCCCCAGCCCCAAACCUCCACCAUACAUACCUGCAUCUACUUUCCCUCCCCCCGCCCUCCCGCUUUGGUGUUCUCACCAUGGUCGAGGUGCGUAAUGGAGGCGACGCUCCAGCAUUCAAGGCCGUAAAUCAGACCGGUGCAGCACCGACACGGACUGGCAAUUCCGCUUCCUCCAAUUCAACCACCUCGACUGCUGGCCCGGAAGUGACUCCUCCCCGAAAGGCUGCCAGCAAGGCAUCUUCUACGCGGACCUCAACACCCGUCGACGGUGCAGGCGCCCGCGACUCCACACGGACGACUGACAGCACGCCGGGCCCUUCUGAGGCAGAAGGUCAAUCGCACUCUGCCGGCGCGCCCGCGUCGACCUCAUCAUCUAAUGCCACAGCAAAGGAGCCCAAGGAGCCGCCUGCUGCAGCACCCUAUGGAACGCGAUCGCGUAACCGCACGGGACGUGCAUCACGGGUCAAUUAUGCCGAAGACGUGGAAAUGGAUUUCGAAAUGGCCCAGCCAGCCUCGUCCAACGAAAACAAUUCGGGGCCGCCCUCGCGUGCAUCCGUGGCCACGGAAAACGGGCAGGCGGCAGGUGUGAGUGCAAAGAAAGGUUCCGGCGCUGGACAGCAGGGCAAUGCGCCGCCGUGGGGCAAUCCGGCCAACCACUCAAAAGACAGCAGCGUGCACCCCGUCCCAUCAGCAACCCCGACCUCGACUUCAACACCAGCCCCAGCCCCGGCACCUGCCCCCAAACGACGCAAAAAUGCUGCCGCCGCCCAUGCAACCACCAACGGCAAUCAUGCCAGCGCAAAUGCGGCCGCGCCAAGCCAGGCAGCCGGGAAGCGUGCCAACAGCGCUGCCGCUGCGGCAGCAGCAGCAGCAGCGGCAGCGUCCAGCGCGCGCGAAAACCCCAUGAUGACCUUUGAAAACACUGGCGCGAUCCUCCAGGGCGAUCACCUCGAGGCCGACGAUGGCCAGACUGUUUCCAUCAAUGACCAAGUGUACCUGGUGUGCGAGCCGCCCGGAGAGCCUUACUACCUGUGCCGGGUCAUGGAAUUUAUUCAUGUCCAAAACGACCCCAAGAAACGCGUCGAGUCUCUGAGGGUCAAUUGGUUUUACCGCCCGCGGGAUGCCCAGCGCCACACCACCGAUACGCGCUGCGUCUACGCGACCAUGCAUUCGGACCUUUGUCCAAUUACGUCACUCCGAGGAAAGUGCAAAGUCUUGCACCGGAGCGAGAUCGGCGACCUGGACGAGUAUCGCAAGAUGAAGGACAGCUUCUGGUUCUGCCAAGUGUGGGACCGAUUCAUCCAACGUGCCUACGAAGUCAUCCCCACCUCGCAAGUCAUCAAUGUUCCCGACAAGGUCAAGAAGGCCUUGGACCAGCGAUGGAAGUUCAUCUGUCUCGAGACCAGCCGACUCAAGGAGCUGACCAGCGCCGUCAAAACAUGUAAACGCUGUGUUGAGUUUUGUGCCUCCAACAAUUCCGUCGAGUGCGCCGUAUGUCACAAUACAUACCACAUGAACUGCGUGCGCCCGCCUUUGCAAAAGAAACCUUCUCGUGGCUUCGCCUGGGCUUGCGGUCCCUGUAGUAGAGCUCAGGAAAAACGUCUCGAAGCCCAAAGAACGCCUAUAGUGGGAGCAGAAAAGGAUGAAGUCGAGGAUGAGGAAAUCGUCGACGAAGAAGAAGAGGACCCGAACCCUGAAACGACAGCACCUACUCCCAACGAUGAUGGGCCAAUCGACAGUCAUGCCAGUUCACAACCUGAAUCAGAUCUCGCCAAGAUGUGGCCGAUGCGCUACUUGGGUAUUCACUGCCGCGUGGAAGACGCCUUACAGUACGAUGAUCGAGCAAUCUAUCCUCGUGCCAGUUCCCGGCUGGGACCGCGACAUCAAGCCAACGUAUAUGUUUGGCAUGGGCGCCCCGUUGAGCUCGUUAAGCCUGCCGAGAUCAAAAAGCGCUACGUCAAAUCUUCUGGCCACAAAAAGGAUACCAAACUGUCCAAAGAGACAGUAGCUGCCAUAGAAGCCGACAAGGUGGAAAGGGCUAAGCGACCCAAGUGGGUAAUGGACGAACCACCAGGGUAUGUCCGCCGAGGCGAAGAUCUACCCAACAAGGACAAGGAAUGCACUGCAGAGCUCAUGUUCAAGAUGCCCCCGCUCGGCGUGCACUCUACACGGGGAGAGGAUGACGGUCCCUCCAUCACCCCGGAGCAGGUCGAAGCAUAUAUGGCCCGAGCCAAAGCAUUUGCAAAAUCUCACGUGGGGGUAGAGCCUCACUGCACCAAUUUCCUGGACAGAUGCUUGGCGCUUCUUACUAAAUACCAAUAUGAUGUUGAGGCUGCUCUGAAACAGGUCAAGAAGAUUGAUAAGAGAAAGGACCUCAAGGAGCCGGAGUUGACAAAAGAAGAAGAGAAAAAAUGGAACGAGGGUGUUUCCAAGUAUGGCUCCGAGAUCCGUAGUGUUCGACUACACACCAGCAAGACUAUGCAUUAUGGAGAUGCUGUGCGCUAUUACUACAUGUGGAAAAAGACAUCCAAGGGCAAAGAAAUCUGGGGCUCGUAUACGAAUCGCAAAGGGAAGGCAAAGAAAGCGGAAGCCGACACUUCACAGACCCGUCUUCUCGAUGAUAUCGCCCACGACUACGAUGAUUCAGCCUUCGAUAACGAGAAGGCCUAUCACCGGAAGCGAACCUUCCAGUGCAAGUUCUGCAGUGCGCGCCAUUCAAGACAAUGGAGACGUGCGCCGGGUGCUGUUCCAGGGCAGACGUUUCCCCCAGAUGGUCGGGCAGGCAAAGAGAAAUCCACUGGCCAUGUGGUGGCGCUUUGCCAACGCUGCGCAAACCUGUGGCGCAAGUAUGCGGUCAAGUGGGAAAACACAGACGAGAUUGCGAAGAAAGUGGCUCAGGGCGGCGGGAAAGCUUGGAAGAGAAGGAUCGACGAGGAGCUUUUGCGCGAAGUCUAUGCCGCAGCUGCCGAUCCUACUCCAUCCAACUACGUACCGGAGUACGCAGAGUUGCCCCCCGCCGCUGCGCAGGCUACUCCCGAACCCCCCAAGAAAAAGCAAAAGACUACGGCCGCAGCAGCAGCAGCAGCAGCCGCCGCCGCCGCCUCGGACAGCGGAACCUCCACUCCGAUCUCAGAGCCUGUCUUGAAGAAGAAGGAAAAGGAGAAAGAAAAGGAGAAACCUCCACCACCCCCCAAAGCGCCAACACCGCCUCCCGUUCCUUCCCAACCGCGACUUCGAGCUUUACCCUGUGCUGUUUGUCGACAAACAGAGGGUGCUCGGUUGGAAUGCGCCGCCUGUAGGUUGACUGUGCAUAAGUUUUGCUACGGAGUCGAGGAAGUGCGACAAACUAACAAAUGGUUCUGCGAUACGUGUAAGAACGACAAGAAGGAGAGUGUAUCUUAUAACUAUGAAUGUGUACUAUGCCCUCAACGAGCUACAGAGCCAGACAUGUAUGAGCCGCCAAAGGUCUCUCACAAGAAGAAAACCGACCGGGAGCGAGAGAAAGAGCGUCUGGAGAAGGAUCUAGUGGAAAAAGCAAGGGAUGAAUACCGUCUUCAACAGCAGGAGAAGGGACGGCCAACAUUUCCCCGCGAUCCGCUCAAGCGUACAGCCGACAAUAACUGGGUUCAUGUUUACUGCGCGCUGUGGCAUCCCGAGUUGAAGUACAGCAACGCCAGUAGACUCGACAUGGCCGAAGGCAUUGGUGCGCCAACAUUGCGAUACGAAGUGGCCUGCAAACUCUGCAAAAGUACAUUUGGCGCGUGCGUUUCUUGUUUACAGUGUCACGCGAAUUUCCAUGUGGGUUGCGCACACAACGCCGGCUAUACUUUCGGCUUCGACAUGACGCCAGUCAAGGCAACACGGCGCGAUACUGUGCCUACAGUCACCUUGAAUGGUGAGACAGGCACGAUGAUGGCCGCAAUCUGGUGCAAGGAGCACUCCCCCAAGACGGCUUUCCAUCCGAUGAACGAAGCAGUGGAAGGGACAGACCUGGUCGUGCUGCAAUUGUUUGCCCGCGAGUUCAAGCAAGCAGAUCUCACCUUGACCGGUACGGCACGUAAAGCAAACCUCGUAGACCAGUCAACCCGUACCAUCGCACCUACAACUGCGUCAACCCAGCCCAAUCGUCGUACAUCUACAGUUACAGCACAAACUCCUAUCUCUGCUCGCGGAAGGCAUUCCAUUGCAGGCAUCGUAACGAAAGAAGAGGAACCAGCCGAUCCUGCACCGCUCAAGCCCCACAGGAAAUGCGCAAGAUGCCGUGUUGAUGCUAGCCCUCGGUGGUGGAAAGACGAAGAAACACCAAAAGCCCUGGAACGUGUACCCGAUGGACCAGCUGCUGUUAAUGGCGACACCGGUCAUCCAGCAUCCACAAACGGAACGGUGGACCAUCCCAUGCCAGAUGCCCCACAGGAGCAUUCCAACCGACUGAGGGUUGAUACGGAUAUUAGGCCUGCUAAGUCGGUGUCUUAUCUGUGUCAAAAGUGUCACUGGAGGAAGCUCAACGCACCGGAUGAGCCUGAUGAACGUGAAAGGUCAGCAUCCGCGCUGGCCGAGUCUCAACAACUCCCUCUCCGAUCACCGCAGAUACAACAGCCAUUCGUCGCUCCACCCCCGCCUCCUGCUGCUCUUGGCGGUCCUUGGGCUCCUUCUAACCAGCAGCCACCACCCCCAUCUGCUUGGCUGAAUGGCGGGCCUCUUGUGGCUCCAGGCCGCCCCCCACCUCAUCCCAAUGGCAUCGUUCAUGCGCCUCCUGGGCCGAUGGUACAUGCACCUCCGCCUUACCACGCGCCGUACCACCCGCCGCAUCAGCAAAAUGGCUACCCGCCCUAUUCGGGACCACCAGUACACGCUCAUUUGCCUCCUGCGCCCCUUCGUGGACCAUAUGCGCCUGCACCGAACGGUCACUCUCAGCCUAUACAUCUGGCCAACGGUGGAAUCAUAAUGAACGGAAUGCACUCGUCUCACGUGCCUUAUUCGCCUACUCACCCACACGCGCACAACUCGUCGCGAUCGACGGAGAGUCCUUUUACUGGACCACCUGCUCAGAUGGGAUAUCCGCCACCGAUGCACCAUGGCAGUCCUGCGCCUGGUCGGCCGUCGACACCCAGGGACGUGGCCAUGAGAGACGUCCCAGCUGUCACGUUGCCACCACCGACGGAGCGAGUGAGCACCGGGGCCAGCGCCAGCCCUUCGCUUCGAAAUCUUAUCCAUUAGUUUUUUAUGUCUUGCAUCACUGAAUGUCCAGUGCCCUGUGCCCAUUGAGAUGGGCUUUUCUUAUCGCUUGCUAGAACAGCAACGCAAACUGUUGAUGGAUGCGUGUGGCGGAGAAGGCAAAGCGAUGGAUUGUGGGGAGGGCAUUGCGCCACAUGUGGUGGCUGGGUUCAU